GGUCGCAUCUCGCACGUCGCACUCGCACUCGUACACUUCUCGCACUUCUCGCAUACGACUUCGCCUUCAAUCUCACAACCUCAUUCCAUCAAAACCAUAGCCCAGCAACGCGCAGAAUCUGAUCUUGGCUCCACGGAAACUUCCUUUCGGCCUAUCAAUCACUGGCUACCUUGAUAUUCCAGCCUUAACUUUAUUGUGCAUCUUAAAAUAGCUGAUAGCUGGUAGCUGGUAGCUGAUAGGGGCCGCUGAUAGCUGACAAAAGGCUCAUAAGGCUUCGGUAUACGGAAUAUUCUUCCAUCGUCGUUUUCGGGCUUCUCUCGUCCCUCUGGCUAUUCCACGGGUCCUGCAAGCGCGAUAAGAUAAGAUAUCGUGAAAAUUGGAUCAUGCAAGGAACAUCUCGUAAACCGCAUCGAAAAGUCCGGACUGGUUGUCGCGUUUGCAAGUCUAGGAAAAUUAAGUGCGAUGAAAAUAAGCCGUCAUGCAACAAUUGCAUCAGGCAUUCCGUACAAUGCGAUAUUAUGGUCACCAGCGCGGCAGUCACACCUGCUGCAUCGGCCCCGUCGCCUAGUCCUAGCUUUAAUAGCGCCGGCACUCCCAUGAAUACGUUUAGCCCUAUGAGUACGACUGGGUCAUCGAGUUCUACCCACCAAAUGCCAUUACCUUCCAUUUCCAUGCUCGACAGUCAAGCACCAAGCUUUACUCUUCUUGACAUGGAACUACUCCAUCAUUACGCAACGUCUACGUCCGCGACUUUGGCUUCGAAUCCGUCUUUGGCGACAUUAUGGCGAGUCAACGUUCCGCAACUUUCAUACUCUCAUGAGUUUUUGAUGCGAGGUCUUAUGGCACUUUCGGCCCUUCAUAUUGCUUAUUACAGGCCAGAGAAAAGAGAUCUUUAUGUCUCGAGAGCUACUUUUCAUCAUCAAAAGGCAUUGGCUGUCGCAAUUCCCAUGAUGAGUGACGUCAACGAUGAAAAUUGUACUCCCUUAUAUGUAUUUACCUCCCUUACCUUAGUAUACUCGAUAGCACGUCCUCGAAAACCUUUGGAUCUUUUGAUUGUCGGCGAAAAUGAUGUGUCGGAUUGGGUUUCUCUUUUGAGAGGAGCCAGAGCUUUGUCAGACCAUGCUCCAGAUUUAGCUCACCAUGGAAGCUUAAGUCCCAUGUUUAGGGCUGGAGGAAGACGUGAUAGAUUGAGGAAUGAUCAGAUUACUCCUCCAAACGAAGAUCUCAUCAAUCUAGCCAAAUUUCUGUCACAGUCAACGACCGAUCCACAUGAUUUAGAAGCAUACACCCAAAGCAUAGAUGAGCUCCAAAAGUCUUUCGUCGUUCUCGUAAAUAGGGACCUUCAUAAUUUCGAGCCAACUGAUAUGUUCAUAUGGCCGUAUCGAGUACACGAUCAUUAUUUAGUACUUCUACGACAAAGGACUGCGGGGGCUCUCACAAUCUAUGCAUAUUUUGUCGUGUUGUUGAAGUAUCUGGAUUCACAUUGGUGGAUGAAAGGUUGGUCGGAAUAUUUAAUUGCUCAGAUUUGGGGUUUAUUGGAUGAUGAACAUCGGUUGUGGAUUAGAGGGCCUAUUGAAGAAAUUGGAUGGGUUCCUUGAUCGUUAUUCAAGGUUAAUAUGGGACUUGUAUGAUUGGAGAUGCGGUUAACUUCAUAGAAAGUUGCUGUUCAACAGUUUUGACACCAAAACAAGAGAUGGGAAAUGAACAACGGCAAUUUGCGGUAUAUACCAUUCAUUUUCAUGGCUACCAUGAAUCUUUGGAAUUGCUUUUCCAUCGCCCCAGAUGAAUAUUGCGUAUUUUGCGAACUGAGAUCUUGAGGUUAGGGGGACUGUCGAUAAAACCAUCAUCGUCCACAAGAUUUAUGGCAAAUAUGCAAUUCACGGAUUCCUUAUCCCCUUGGUGGAGGAUAAUCAGACUCGGUUGUAAAUUCAAAUAAACAAGGGGGCUCUAGGCACCUUUCGCAAGGAAAAAUCACUUGAUAAGAGCCUUUGUGAGUGGGUUCGCAAAUUACUUCCCAAUUUUUCAGGUCGCAAAUUUGGCUCACAAAGUUCUGUAAUUAAUCAAUCAAUUUCCCUACUUCAUCUUUCCUGUUCAAAACAAAAAUAAACUAAUUUUCCUCCUAUUCCA
Botrytis cinerea B05.10 is the source of this 2127-nucleotide messenger RNA. RefSeq lists its product as hypothetical. Gene Ontology annotation, biological process: regulation of transcription by RNA polymerase II. Gene Ontology annotation, molecular function: zinc ion binding; DNA-binding transcription factor activity, RNA polymerase II-specific. The transcript is spliced from 3 exons. The record is from RefSeq and is a predicted model, not a curated record. Bases 384 to 1598 code for a protein of 404 amino acids. NCBI's taxonomy places the organism in Eukaryota, Fungi, Ascomycota, Leotiomycetes, Helotiales, Sclerotiniaceae.